AUUGAUAUAUAUGUGAAGGUCAUUAAAACAGUGCCUUUAAAGGUUAAGAAAUGGGAUACUAUUAAAUCUGUCAAAACAUUGUUAUAUCACAAGGAAGGUGUACAAGAAUAUCAUCAGGAGCUCGUUUUCGCUGGUAAUCAGAUCAAGGAUGAUCAAAAGCUUUUUCAUUUUGGCAUUCACCAGAACUCUUGUAUCGAUGUUUAUGUUAAGAGUUCAGAGUCGCUAAGAUUGUUUGUCACAAUACCACAUUCUGAGAUAACCGACGUGAUUGAAGCAAAGAGUAUUGACAGAAUCCAGGACAUCAAGGACUUGAUUGGAGCCAAACAUGGCAUUCAUUCUUAUCAAUAUGUUCUAGUCUAUGACGGAAAGUUGCUAGAAGAUGACAAGACCUUAGCUUUUCUCAAAGUUCCAUCUGAAUCAACGUUGCAUAUUUUGUUUGUUAGAAGCGAAAAGUUGUUGGUUUCAGUGAAGAUGCCUAGUGGGAAAAUUUCAGAAUUAGAAGUCAAGUUAUGGCACACUGUUAAUGAUCUUAAAACUCUGCUCGAAAGACAACUUGGCUACUCACUUGGCGUUUGUACUUUGUUGUACGAAGGUAAGAAACUCGAGGAUUCAAAGAUGCUAUUGUCAUAUAAUGUUGAACAAAGAUCCAGGUUCGUGUUGAUGUCUCCGUUUAUUCAAGUAUUCAUUAAGUCAAAUGGUGGAAGUAUGACCCUGGACGCGCUCCCAACGGACUUGGUGAGAGACCUGAAGUUGAAGAUUCUUGACAAGGCUGGAAUACCAAUAGAUAUUCAGAGUCUAGAUUUUGAGGGAAAAGUUUUACAAGAUUCCAGGAAUUUAGCCAGCUAUAAUAUCCAGAAAAACUCCACCAUUCGUUUGGCUUUAUGGAAAAAGCACGUUCGCGCCCAUUGA
Messenger RNA from Nicotiana tabacum (common tobacco), 909 nucleotides. The record is from RefSeq and is a predicted model, not a curated record. Lineage: Eukaryota; Viridiplantae; Streptophyta; Magnoliopsida; Solanales; Solanaceae.